UGUGUGCUCGCGUGUGCGCGCGUCGGGACAGCUGCAGCCGGGCUGGGGCUCGCUUGGAAUGCAGGCGCGGGCUGCGCACCGGGACUUUUAUGGAAACUUGCAGAGCCCGGCGCCGGAGCCGCAGCCAAGGGGCGAGCGUCAAGCAGCCGCGGUAGCCGCCGUCGUAGCAGCAGCAGCAGCAGCAGCGGCGGAGACGGCUCUCUUGCUCUUCUCACGCCCACCCAACCGCGGGGAUUAACUGGAGGCGAAGCGGGACGCGCACAGGGGCGCUCAGGGAUUCUAAUGGGCAUUGCUGUCAACAUCUUUGUAGAACCAUUUUUCAGAAAAUGUUCUUCCUUUAGAUGCAGUUGAGACACUACUCUUCAUCCCCAAGUAAAGCUGAAAACAUAAUAUUUACAAACGUUUGUUUCUGGAUCAUAGAAAGCAGCCAUGAAUGACGUUGCACAGAAAGCAGAGAUUCUGCUUUCUUCGUCUAAACCUAUCCAAAAGUCCUAUGUGCCCAAACUUCGAAAGGGUGACGUAAAGGAUAAAUUUGAAGCCAUGCAGAAAGCAAGGGAAGAAAGAAAUGAAAGACGAUCUAGGGAAGAAAAGCAAAGAAGAAAAGAACAAUAUGUUAGAGAGAAAGAAUGGAACAGGCGAAAGCAGGAGAUGAAAGAACUACUUGCUUCUGAUGAUGAUGAAGAAAAAUCUUCUAAAGUAGAGAAAGCGUAUGUUCCAAAGCUGACAGGGACUGUCAAAGGGAAAUUUGCUGAAAUGGAAAAGCAAAGGCAGGAAGAAGAAAGAAAAAGAAUGGAAGAGGAGAGGCAGCGAAGAAUUGAGCAAGAUUUGAUAGAAAAAAAGAAAAUUCAGAGAGAACUGGCAAAAAAGGCACAAGCGAUUGAUGAACUGUUAAGCAAUUCGGGAAGCGAAUCAGCGUCGGAGGAAGGUGAUGAUUCAUUGCUAGUGACAGUAGUUCCUGUAAAACCUAGCAAAACACCUGGGAAGAUGAAAAUAAGUUUUGAGGAACUAGAGAGAGAGAGAGAAGAACGAGAAAGAAGAAAACUUGAAGAAGAAAAACGAUUGAGAUAUGAGCAGGAAAAGCAAGCUCUCAGGGAAGUCAAAUAUUUUUCACCAGAUGUGGAUGAAGAUGAAAAUUCGGACAGUGAAAGAAAAGAUUCUCCUUCUCCUGGUAAAGUGAAAUUAACAUUUGAAGAACUAGAAAGACAAAGACGAGAAAAUCAGAGGAGACAAGCUGAAGAGGAGGCAAAGCUACGUUUAGAAGAAGAGAAGCGUGCCUUUGAGGAAGCAAGACGAAAAAUGGUAAAUGAAGAUGAUGAUGGUCAAGAAACUGAAAAUUCUGUCAAGGAGUUCCGUCCCGGGAAACUGAGACUUACCUUUGAGGAACUAGAGAGACAGAGGCAAGAAGAAGAAAAAAGAAAAACAGAGGAAGAGGCCAGGCGGCGUAUAGAAGAAGAGAAGAAGGCAUUUGCUGAAGCAAGAAAAAGCAUGGGCCUUGAUGAUGAGCUUUCACCUAUGUCAAAAACUGUAUCCCAAGAAUCUCUCACACCUGGAAAACUGGAAAUCAACUUUGAGGAGUUACUGAGACAAAAAAUGGAGGAGGAAAAGAGGCGCACAGAAGAAGAGCGCAAACAGAAACUGGAAAUGGAAAAACAAGAGUUUGAGCAGCUUAGACAAGAGAUGGGAGAGGAGGAGGAAGAGUGUGAGACCUUUGAACUAAGCAGGGAAUAUGAGGAGCUCAUAAGACUGAAAAGAAGUGGUUCAAUUCAAGCAAAGAACCUGAAGAAAAAGUUUGAAAAAAUUGGGCAGUUGUCUGAAGAAGAAAUACAGAAAAAAAUUGAAGAAGAAAGAGCAAGGAGGAGAGCUAUGGAUCAGGAAAUAAAAGAAAGGGAAGCAGAGAAAUUCCAAGAGGAGGAGGAAGUAGAUGUAAAACCAGCUGCAAAAUCUGAAGCUCCUUUCACACACAAGGUUGACAUGAAGGCCCGGUUUGAACAAAUGGCAAAGGCAAGAGAAGAGGAAGAACAGAGGAGAAUUGAAGAACAAAAAUUGCUACGUAUGCAGUUUGAACAGAAGGAGAUUGAUGCAGCAUUGCAAAAGAAAAAAGAAGAGGAGGAAGAGGAGGAUGGGAGCAUUGUUAAUGGCUCAGUUUAUGAAGAUGAAGAACAGCAAGUACGGUCAGGUGCUCCAUGGUUCAAGAAGCCUCUCAGAAAUGUUUCUGUUGUGGAUGGUGAACCUGUGAGGUUUACUGUUAAAAUAACUGGAGAACCCAAGCCAGAAGUUACAUGGUGGUUUGAAGGGGAAAUGUUGCAGGACUGUGAGGACUAUCAGUAUAUUGAAAGAGGAGAAACCUACUGCCUAUACUUACCAGAAACCUUCCCAGAAGAUGAAGGAGAAUAUAUGUGUAAAGCAGUUAACAGUAGAGGAACAGCAGCUAGCACCUGUAUUCUCACUAUUGAAACUGAUGACUAUUAAAUAUCCUACUUUUUCUGGAGCCUUCCUCCCCUAAAUUUACUGCAUCCAUCUCUUUUUCUCUCCUGUGGUGGGGCCAACAAGAAGUUAUUUAUCAUUCCUCAAAUAAAAUACAAUUUCUUGAUUCCCUCUUGGUCUCAUACUGAACAUCGGCAACAGAAGUUUGUGGACAUAAAAUAUUUCACCGUAUACAAGCAACCAGCAUCCUGAUGAUAGCUAGUUUAGGCCAUGACACCUUCAAGUACCAGUGGUUUUCUAUUAGGCAAAUGAAGCUGUUGUGUACAGUAACUUGGCCUAUGGUUCCACUAGUUUUUCACCAUGUCAAUAUGAAAUAUACAUGUGAAAAUUAAAACUGGCUAAUCCAUGUAAGUAGUAUGCUACUGACUGUAAACUUAAUUUCACUGUUUUCAGAUGUGAUAUUAGGCCAAACUCAUAUUGAAAAGCAAAAUUUAAGUGUUGUUCCCAAAGGCAAAGACCAAUUUGUUCAUUCUAUAUAAAAGCUGAUGUCCAUUUCUGUGGUUCUCAUAGACUUGUGGGCAAAAAGUAUGUUCUUGGAUAAACUAUUAAGUAGCUGAACAGUAAUGUAGUGAUUUAAUUUAAUUAGUGCUUUCUUUAAUUCAACAUUUUCCUUUUAAUCUAUGUUAAUAAAAAUAAAUCAAGAUUAUAAUGGCCUGAAAGCACACAAGCAAGGUCUUUGAAAUAAAAAUUUACAUUUAUUUUGUAUUAGAUAGAAAAUGUCCAGAAUUCGGUUUGGAAUACUGAACCAUAUUUUCAUAAUUUGUGUUGAAGGUGUUAGCUUGACAGUGGAUGGAUUUUCACUUUACAUCUCAUAUUUUAUAACUGGUACAUGAAUACACCUCAUUAAAAUAUGUACAAAAAUGAUACAUAAAGCUGAUAUAUACAUCUAGAGCAGAUAGGUAUGGUUUUGCUAUAUGAUAAAUGACCAGCUAAACUACAAAUACAGGCUAGAAUGUGCACUGGAAACGGAGAAUGAAGAUCAUGGAAUGAAUCUGUAGACUCCUACUACGUUUUGGCUCACUGUAUUCAUUGGUCAGAAUAAUCCAGAUUUAAAUUUUAUACAGGAGGUAACUGGAUUUUAUUUGAUUAUGAUAAUGUACCGAAAUCACCUAUUUGUAUUCUGGAUUAAUUGGAAGGUUAAUAAAUAUGUUCAGUUCCUACA
Molecule: messenger RNA, 3646 nt
Organism: Pogona vitticeps (central bearded dragon)
Lineage: Eukaryota; Metazoa; Chordata; Lepidosauria; Squamata; Agamidae
Source: RefSeq, a predicted model, not a curated record